Messenger RNA from Cajanus cajan (pigeon pea), 843 nucleotides. The record is from RefSeq and is a predicted model, not a curated record. Lineage: Eukaryota; Viridiplantae; Streptophyta; Magnoliopsida; Fabales; Fabaceae.
CUGCGGUUGUCGCAUCUUCUAUGGUAGUUGCUGUGACAAAGUCGAACAAUGACUCGAAUAUUGAGAUUCCUGUAGCAGCAGCUGCUACUGCUACUGCUGCAGCUGUUGUAGCAACGACUGCUGCUGUCAAUAGACAGUACGAACAGAGCAGUCGAAGUGAUGAAGAUACCGACAGUGCCGGUUAUGACCUGAAAGGUAGUGGUGAUGGAGAGAAUAUAGCUUUAGGAGCAAAUUCCGAAGGCGACCGAAGAUCUGAUAGAUCAGUAGUAAGUAAUGAUAGCACGAAGUCUGGUUCUGCAUUAGAUGAUCAAGAUGUUGCUGAGGUUGACAUUCCAUGGGAGGAAAUCACGCUCGGUGAGCGUAUUGGAAUUGGAUCAUAUGGGGAGGUGUACCAUGGUGAAUGGCGUGGAACUGAAGUUGCUGUAAAGAGGUUUCUAGAUCAAGAUAUAUCGGGUGAAUCACUUGAGGAAUUCAAAACUGAGGUCAAAAUAAUGAAAAGAUUGAGGCAUCCAAAUGUUGUCCUCUUCAUGGGAGCUGUAACAAGGCCUCCAAAUCUUUCAAUUGUUACCGAAUUUCUUCCCAGAGGAAGUUUGUAUAGAUUACUUCAUAGACCAAACAGUCAAUUAGACGAGCGAAGGCGUUUGAAGAUGGCUCUUGAUGCUGCUCGAGGAAUGAACUAUUUGCACAACUGCACUCCAGUGGUAGUGCACCGUGAUUUGAAGUCCCCAAAUCUUCUUGUUGACAAAAAUUGGGUUGUGAAGGUAUGUGAUUUUGGAUUAUCACGUAUGAAGCACAGCACAUUCCUUUCUUCCAGAUCAACUGCAGGAACAGCCGAGUGGAUGG